This is a messenger RNA of Chlamydomonas reinhardtii, 1438 nucleotides long. RefSeq lists its product as uncharacterized. The coding region runs from base 76 to 420 and encodes 114 amino acids. NCBI's taxonomy places the organism in Eukaryota, Viridiplantae, Chlorophyta, Chlorophyceae, Chlamydomonadales, Chlamydomonadaceae. The record is from RefSeq and is a predicted model, not a curated record. The transcript is spliced from 4 exons.
UCCGACAGCUGCGAUACCAUUAUUUUGCACCUUACAGGACAUACAUCCCCCCACUCCCCUCGUCCGCCUCGUAACAUGGACCGCCGCUCCCGCGCCGCCGCUGCCUCCUUGGGGCUCCUGGCGCUGCUGCUGGUCGCCGCCGCCGGCACCGCCCACGCCCAGUCGCCCACGUCUGCGGGUGAGAUGGACACCACCCAGCUGUGCAAGGAGGCGCAGCAGCAGCUGCCGGGAGACCCCAACAUUGCGGCCUUCAAAAAGUGCGCCGCCACGAAGCCCAUUCCGCAGGAUUGCUGCGCCAAGCUGGCUCCGUUUGCCAAGUACCUGCCCUGCCUCAAGACUCCCGAGUACCGCUCGGCAGUGGAAGCCUUCCUCAGCGGCACCACCUCCAUUGACGAGGUCCGCACCACCUGCCUAGUCUGAUGCGCGUCAUACAGCAUGAGGACUAAGCAGCUGCAGGCUACCAAAGAGUGGCCGAGGUGGCGGCAGUUGUACUUCUGCAUGGCAUGCGCUGGGCUGCAGGAGUGGUGUGCGCUGUAGAUGGGCCAGGUUCACACAGGUACUAGGUUGCUGCUGGUUGGCACUAGUUGCGCUGUGCAUGAUGCAUGCAUGUGGCGUGAGGUUGGGGUUGGCCUCCUGUGUGGGAGUGUAUGCAAGGUGGCCUGCAUCACUACGUCAUGGCCACAGCCUACAUACUCGCGUGCGCUACGCUAAUGAAGUGCGAGUCUGGGCACGGUGGACGGGACACGUGCUGCCCUUUAGGUUGGGGUUGCAGUCGAUCAAUACAAUGUGGGGACGUGGCACAUGGAGCUGCAUGCGGCUAUAGCCGGCGGGACAUGCUGCAGGCAGAAGCGCAACUUGCGCCCCUGGAAGUGCGCUGGCGAGGGCGUUGUAACACGUUGUCAUUCCAUACCCGGAGUGCACUAGGUAGGGCCCCGCUAGGUGCAGGAGCGUGGUGCAUCAGGGCCGCCAGCGCAAGCGCAAGCGCAAGCACCAGUGCAAGCGCCAGCGCGAGCAGUGCCAAAUAUCAAACGCGAACCUACCAUUGCCCGCGGCAGCGAACAGCUUCGGCACGAUGGGUAACUGAACGAGCGUGUCAGUCCUUGGACGAUCGAAGGGGCGUGCGCUGGCGGCGAUGGCACACGCUGGUGGCGGUUCGAACGGCGGUGUGAAACGUGACCCCAUCCCGCCCAUCCGCCGGCAUAGAUGCCCUCUUUAAUACGGACUACGCGCCGUGCCUCGUCACUGGCAUUCUCCUUGGCACCAACACCGCACGCGUGCUUCACCCUUAUUACUCGCCCUACCGAACCACAUCUAGCACAAUGGACCGCCGCUCGGCUGCCGCCUUCGGGCUCCUGGCGCUGCUGCUGGUCGCCGCCGCCGGCACCGCCCACGCCCAGUCGUCCAUGUCUGGUGAGUGCGUGCUGACAAGGCAGUCUGC